AUGAGGCCGGCCACACGCAGCUUCCUACGACGACCGCCGUGGCUAUCCAAGCCCAAGGCACGGAAACAAGCCCAGCCGCAGCGCCGUCCAUGGAUCGCCUACGAACCCCCGGCUGCACCUCGCGAGCAGGAGCAGGAGCCUGGCUUCGUUCUCGACCGCGCAAGGGCGGCGCAGGUCAAUGAGUUUCUUCGUCAUCCAGUGAACCCGCUUCGCGUUCGCUUCCCGUGCUCUCGGGACAAGCAGCCUUACCUGGAUCUGUUGAAUCUGUACCUGUGGAAAGGCCUCGCCGAUCCAACCCACCGCAAGACUGCAAAGGCGCUAUGGCGGCUGUACAUCAAGUUCCGCCUGACGACGCCAAAGUUCCUGCGAGCCCUGUCCUCCCAGGCCUGGGACAUUCUGUGGCGGACGCAGUCUCUCCGCGUUUUUGCCGAGCCCAAGAUCGCGGCUCAUCUGACCCAGCUGGCUGAGGACAUGCAGGGUGCCGGACAUGUCGCCAACUUUGAACAACGUCUCGUCCACAUCGAGACCCUCUUCGGUCAAGGAUCCCGCCAAGCAGCUGUCGAAAAAUGGCAACAGGGCUACCAGACUGCCGCCGGCCGGACCGGGGACAGCUACCGCCCCGAGUACCUGGAGCUCGGCGUCCGCAUGCACGCCGUCGCUGGCAACGUCACAUUCGCCCAGAAGCUUCUCGUCGACUUGUUUUCUUCCCACCCGAUGCUGAACCCACGCCUCAUUCUGUGCGUCUUUGAUGCCCACCUUCAAGCAUCUGGUGAAGGGGAAACCCAUGUGAAGCAAGCUUGGGCCCUCUACCUGCGCCUGAAGGAUCUCCUCGGAGACAGCAUGGCAGUGAAGGACUAUGAGAGGUGCUAUACUGGCUUUCUGAAGGCGGGAUACCGCGAGCACGCCUUGGCCGUUUUCCGCCAUCUGAUGUCGGCGGGGGAGCUCCGUGGUCCCCAAGGCCACAAGGCCAACGCAACCCUUCUGAAGGGCUACAACGACCUGACCUCUGUCCUCGAUAAUGCCGACGAACUGAACCAAAUCUUCCUGAGUAGUCUGUCUGCGUUGCCUCUAAACCACCAGAACAAGUUUUUCUUCGGCAAGUGGAUCAACCGGCUGAUCAGCGUGGGAGACGUCGAUGCAGCAGCCCAGGUAUACGAGUUGAUGUUCCAGAGAGACGUGCAACCGCAGGCUCGUCAUCUCAACGCCCUGGUCAAGGCAUGGAUAGAGACCCGUGACCCCACCAACAUAGACAAGGCCGAGAACUUGGCCCUUCAGAUGGUCGUCAGACGCAUCACACUGAUGCGCCGUCGCAAAGGCCUAUUCACACCACCCCCACCCGACAUAACCGCGAAGCUAAGGCCGCCGCAGAAGCUGUUCCUCCGUAGGACUCUUCCACCCGCAACGAGCGACACCUUCGCCCUUCUGACACAAAUAUACCUGCAACGCAACGACGAAUCGAAGCUCGACAACCUCCACACCUGGCAGGUCGCCCACGCCGAGCUCCGUACCACUCCCGAAGCACUGAACAUGCAACUGUCCUUCUACCUCCAGCGCGGCUACCUCAGCGACGUCUGGCGCACUCUCAAACGCCAUGUCCUCCGCCGGCCCUCGCGAAACGUCAGAGCCACCAAACCCGACAUGGGCACCAUCGCCCUCCUCUGGGAAGCCUCGUACUUCAAACAACGCACCAUCGGCCGCCGCAGUCCCUACGACAUCCGCUCCCGCCGCACCUCCUUCCCACCCCCCACCAUCAUCCUCCGCCACACCCUGACCUGGUGGCGGUCCUCCACCCGCGGGCCCUCCUCCUCCUCCUCCUCGCAACCCUCCUCGCAACCCUCCCCCCGGCAGGACGCCACCUCCCGCAUCCCCAACCACAUCGUCGCCACCUACGCCGCCUGGAACGACCUCGCCGGCUGCCUCGUCGCCAUGCACGUGCUCCACCGCCGCCUCCGCUCGCCCGUGACCCAGCACACCAUGACCCUCCUCGUCCGCGCCCUCGCCCGCCUGGGCUUCCCGCCCGCCGACGUCCGCUCGCGCUCCCCGUUCCGCCGCCGCCAGCUCGCCGCCUCCGCGGGCCUGCACCACAACCUCGACAAGGUCCUGCAGGCGCUGCGCGCGCUGCUGCAGCGCCGUCUGGAUGCUGCUGCUGCUACUACUACCCCUACCACCACCACCACCGCUACUACUACUACCGCCCAGGCCAAUACCCCUACCACCACCACCACCACCGCCGCCCACGCCGAUGCCAAUACCACCGACACCAACCCCGACCCCAACGACAAGUCCCUCCUCCUCCUCGAAGCCCUGAGCGAGCUGACGCGCGCCGUGCUGCUGCGCCAGGGCCUGCCGCCCGCCCGCAUCGAGGCCCGCGUCCAGGGCGUCAAGCGCCGGCUGGGCGUCGACCCGCGCUUGCCGACGGGGGACAAGGACGCGUGGGAGGUGGCGGAGGAGCUGGGCAUGUGA
This is a messenger RNA of Diplodia corticola, 2463 nucleotides long. Its product is annotated as pentatricopeptide repeat protein. The transcript has a single exon. The record is from RefSeq and is a predicted model, not a curated record. The coding region runs from base 1 to 2463 and encodes 820 amino acids. Gene Ontology annotation, molecular function: protein binding. NCBI's taxonomy places the organism in Eukaryota, Fungi, Ascomycota, Dothideomycetes, Botryosphaeriales, Botryosphaeriaceae.